Molecule: messenger RNA, 1907 nt
Organism: Tribolium castaneum (red flour beetle)
Lineage: Eukaryota; Metazoa; Arthropoda; Insecta; Coleoptera; Tenebrionidae
Product: asparagine synthetase domain-containing protein CG17486
Exons: 4
Coding region: 1-1848 (615 amino acids)
Molecular function (GO): asparagine synthase (glutamine-hydrolyzing) activity
Source: RefSeq, a predicted model, not a curated record
AUGUUAUAUAUAAAUGAUUUAUUGUCAAUUUUUUUAAUAUACAAACAAAUUUUACACGCCUCAUUUCUCAAAACCCCAUUCGGACGAAUGCACGGUCGUUACCGUUUCGAACCGAGUUACAUUCGCACGAAAAGUUGUUACAAGAACGUCAAAACCUUAACCUCAAAGUUUGAAAUGUGUGGAAUAUUUUGUUUAUUAUCAUUCGACAAAAGCAAUACUGAAACAUUACAUUACAAGUUUGAAUUGUUCAAAGAACAAAUUUCGCGAAGGGGCCCCAACUCGUUGAAAACCGACUUUUGCCAGCUGAAUAAUUGCAAUAUCCUGUUCGCCUCGAGCGUUUUGUGGCUUCAAGGUACCGAUAUUACGACACAACCGUGCAAAAAUGAUAAUUCUGUCUUUAUUUACAAUGGGGAUAUUUUCGGGGGUUCCCAAAUCGGUCAACAAUUAAAUAGUGGUUCAGGCGAUACGAACCUAUUUUUCGACGCUUUGCAAAAUUCGGACGAUAUUUUAAUGACGCUAGACAACAUUGAGGGGCCUUACGCGUUCGUGUACUUAAACGUGGUACAAAAUAAAGUUUACAUUGGGCGUGAUAUUUUCGGCAGACGUAGUUUACUAAUCGGUAGAAAUGCAAACGAAUUUGUAAUAACAAGUGUUGCAAAAAGGGGGACAGAGUUUGAGUUUAUGGAACUGCCAAGCAUCGGCAUAUUUUCUAUUGAUCUUGAUACAAAACAGUGGAAAAUUUUACCGUGGCGUCGGAAAAACAAAAAUUUCGUUGAGAAAUUAAGCGAAUUUGAGUUAUUUAUCAAUCAGACUGUGCUAAAACAGGCUGAUGUAUUUGACCGAAAGAAAACGUUCGUUCCUCCUAGCGAGGCCCAGCUGAAACUAUUGACUGGGUUUUUGGAUUUACAAACUUGUGAUUUGUUUAAUUUUUUAUUUAAUUCUCCAUUCAUGAACAAUAUUUUACGACUGAAGGAACUUCUCCAAAAUAGCAUAAAAAAACGUAUUUUAGCCCAACCGAAAUUUUGCCAAAACUGUUACAAAAAAUACGAUUGUGAUCACGCUAUUACUGGAAUUUUGUUUUCGGGGGGUGUGGAUUGUGCCGUUUUGGCCCUUCUUGCGAGUACAGUAAUCGACCCUUUGCGUCCUAUUGAUUUAAUGAACGUAGCGUUUGAAAAAGGGGGCUGUUACGACACCCCUGAUCGCAUUACGGGCCUUAGCACCCUCAGAGAGUUGCAACAAUUGUGUCCUGACCGGAAAUGGAACUUCGUCGAAGUUAAUGUAACGCGCGAGGAGUUAGAUAAGUGUAGACGCGACCGAAUUUCCGAUUUAAUUUUUCCGUUAAAUUCGAUUCUGGAUGAUAGUUUAGGCUGUGCAUUGUGGUUUGCUAGUCGUGGAGUAACCCAGGAUUACACAACGCCGUGUAGGACUUUGUUGGUAGGGAUGGGGGCCGAUGAGCUAUUUGGGGGGUACACAAGACACAGAGCUGCGUUUCAGAAAAAGGGUUGGGAGGGUUUGAGUGAGAUUUUGGACGAGGAUUGGCAAAAUUUGCCUUAUAGAAACUUGGCUAGGGAUGACAGAGUGGUGUCAGAUCAUGGGAGACAACUCCGAACGCCGUAUUUGGACGAGGAAGUUGUGAAAUUUGUACACAGUUUACACACUUGGGACAAGACUUUUCCAUCAAUUAAAUUGCAAGGAAUUGGUGAAAAACUUCUUCUUAGAAGUCUUGCGUAUCAUUUGGGGCUUACAAAGGCCGCCCUUUUGAAGAAAAGGGCUCUACAGUUCGGGUCAAGGAUUGCGAACUCGAAAGAAAAGGGACACGAAAUUUCGCAGCAUUUAACCGCUACAUAAAAAAAAUUGUAAACUUUGUAAGACUUGAAAACGAUGUGAAAUAAAAGUCUCAUAUGCCA